GCAAUGGACCUGCAGAACUAUUCCUUGGUGUCUGAAUUUGUGUUGCAUGGACUCUGCACUUCACGACAUCUUCAAAAUUUUUUAUUUAUAUUUUUCUUUGGCAUCUAUGUGGCCAUUAUGCUGGGUAACCUUCUCAUUUUGGUCACUGUAAUUUCUGAUCCCCGCUUGCACUCCUCCCCUAUGUACUUCCUGCUAGGGAACCUAUCUUUCCUGGACAUGUGGCUAGCCUCCUUUGCCACUCCCAAGAUGAUCAGGGAUUUCCUUAGUGAUCAAAAACUCAUCUCCUUUGGAGGAUGUAUGGCUCAAAUCUUCUUCUUGCACUUUACUGGUGGGGCUGAGAUGGUGCUACUGGUUUCCAUGGCCUAUGACAGAUACGUGGCCAUAUGCAAACCUUUGUAUUACAUGAUUUUGAUCAGUCGGCAGACUUGCAUCAGGCUGGUGCUGGCUUCAUGGGUCAUUGGAUUUGUGCACUCCAUCAGUCAAGUGGCUUUUACUGUGAAUUUACCUUACUGUGGCCCCAAUGAGGUAGACAGCUUCUUCUGUGACCUCCCUCUGGUGAUCAAACUUGCCUGCAUGGACACCUAUGUCUUAGGUCUAAUUAUGAUCUCAGACAGUGGGUUGCUUUCCAUGAGCUGUUUCCUGCUCCUCUUGAUCUCCUACACUGUGAUCCUCCUCACUGUCCGAAAACGUGCUGCUAGUAGCGCAUCCAAAGCACUCUCCACUUGCUCUGCACAUAUCAUGGUAGUUACGCUGUUCUUUGGCCCUUGCAUUUUUAUUUAUGUGUGGCCUUUCAGUAGGUUCUUUGUGGACAAGCUCCUGUCUGUGUUUUAUACCAUUUUUACUCCCCUCCUGAACCCCAUUAUCUACACAUUGAGAAAUGAGGAGAUGAAAGCAGCCAUGAAGAAACUACAAAACCGACGGGUAACUUUUCACUGA
Sapajus apella (tufted capuchin) is the source of this 936-nucleotide messenger RNA. RefSeq names its product olfactory receptor 4K14. Gene Ontology annotation, biological process: G protein-coupled receptor signaling pathway. Gene Ontology annotation, cellular component: membrane. The transcript has a single exon. NCBI's taxonomy places the organism in Eukaryota, Metazoa, Chordata, Mammalia, Primates, Cebidae. Gene Ontology annotation, molecular function: G protein-coupled receptor activity; olfactory receptor activity. Bases 4 to 936 code for a protein of 310 amino acids. The record is from RefSeq and is a predicted model, not a curated record.